Messenger RNA from Leishmania braziliensis MHOM/BR/75/M2904, 1566 nucleotides. RefSeq lists its product as hypothetical. Gene Ontology annotation, biological process: protein ubiquitination; ubiquitin-dependent protein catabolic process; mitotic cell cycle checkpoint signaling. Gene Ontology annotation, molecular function: protein binding; metal ion binding; ubiquitin-protein transferase activity. The record is from RefSeq and is a predicted model, not a curated record. The transcript has a single exon. The coding region runs from base 1 to 1566 and encodes 521 amino acids. NCBI's taxonomy places the organism in Eukaryota, Euglenozoa, Kinetoplastea, Trypanosomatida, Trypanosomatidae. Gene Ontology annotation, cellular component: nucleus.
AUGUCAGAGUGUGCGUCCCCACAUCAUGCGAGAAAGGACACCCCGGUUCAGCGCUUCUUCGCCGACGAGGUGUCCAUCGCGGCCGACCUGUUCGACCUCGCUGCCCCACCCCUGCAGCAACCACUGGUGGCACGCCUUGUGCCAACCCACGCAGCGCUUCCAACGCUUGACCUCCGCCAAGACAGCGGAAAUGUCGUCGUUGGCCGGGGAAAGAACAUCGCCGAGGACUACCGCAUUGACACCAGCGACAAGCUCUCCGCGCGGCACUGCGAACUGAUCGUGGAUCCGGUGACACUACGCGUAGAGCUGCGCGACUUGUCGACCAACGGGACAUUCCUGAACGGCAGGCGCCUCGCAAAGGGGGAGCGGGUCGCGCUGCAGAAUGGUGACCGAGUGGAACUGACGCGUCCAGUAGACAGCGGCGAUGACGAGCAGGCACUCGGCGUCGUUGUGAAUGACAUGGCCGCCAACGGCCAAGCCAAGUUUAUAUUUCAACGCCUGAAGCAAGAGACCACGCAAGCCCGCAUGAGCGAGGAGCUGACAUGCUCCCUUUGCCGAUCAAUUUUUCACCGACCGUGCUCCGUGCUGCCGUGCAUGCACGUCUUCUGUGCUGGGUGCAUCAGCGUCUGGAUAGCGCAGGGACAACAACACACCUGCCCCGAGUGCCACGAGAACAUCACUGGCAUUCACCCCACCCAUCGCCUACAGAUCCGUGCGGAGAACUUUCUACUCUCAGACCUGGCCAGCCGCCGCACGUCAGAGGAACUCGCCCAACUGGACGCCGCAGACACGAUUCCUCUGUCGGGCAUGAGUAUUGGGAAGCGCAGUCGCAGCGACGAUGACGACGACGAUAGCGAGCAUCAACUCCACCACGACUGCGGAAGCGACACCGCUCUUGCGGUGCGCCACGCGGCGCUGACCUUCGGACACGCCGUGCCCCUCGCCGGUCCGCAAUGCUCUGAGUGCCGCACACCGAGUCCCAUCGACGGCUUUCAGUGCCCAAUCGGUGGCCCCCACCUUCGCUGCUCAGCGUGUGCCUGCGGCUUCGCCGCUCGCCCGCUGUGUGGUCGACCGCAGCGCUGUCAUGUUUGCAACUUCGCCUUCUGUCACCUCUACCGUGCAGGUGGUUGUGAGCGCAACGACGUGAUGCCAUUCAUGCCCUUCAAGGAACACAAACCCUUGAGUGUGUUGCCGCCGCAGACGUUUAACGGCAACACGAUCGAGCAGGGCAUUCUUUCCACCUACCUAGCCACACGCCGUAUUCUUCUCCAGGACGUGUGGUCGGCGGCACUGACCAAGCUGGAGGCUGGGGAGUGGGUCCCCGACAUGGUGCUGAUCAACGGCGCUAUUAAGGCAGACUCGCCGGUGUGCCAGCGGUGUGUGGCGACGGUGUUUGCGAGGCUUCUCUUCGACUACCGCCGUCACAUCGCCCCUCAUGAGCUGUCGGAGUCAGUGACAAACCGGCCAAACUGCUGGUACGGUAAGGAGUGCCGCAUGCAGUUCCACAAGCACCAGCACGCCCAAAACUUUAACCACGUCUGCUACCAGGAGAAGCGCAAGGAGUAG